Molecule: messenger RNA, 1122 nt
Organism: Mesorhabditis belari
Lineage: Eukaryota; Metazoa; Nematoda; Chromadorea; Rhabditida; Rhabditidae
Source: the annotation of a GenBank genome assembly
AUGGAUGAACUAUCGGAUAGCGAAAUGCUCGACGAGAUUGCACCUGAGUGUCUCCCGUGGAUUGAUGUUCGGUCGGAUCCGACCACUCAUCCGCUGAGCGUGGCCGCUUGCAUCGUUCUUUACUCAUUCGUUUUCGUUCUUGGUCUUGUCGGGAAUCUCGGAGUGAUUGUCGCUACUUUGCGAUAUCGAAGCUUGCAAACCGUGCAGAAUAUCUUUAUCGUCAAUUUGGCCGUUGCGGAUGUGAUUUUGUGCAUUCUGUCAAUCCCAUUGACUCCAGUGACGCAUAUUUUCAAGCAAUGGUAUUUCGGUGAAGUUUUGUGCAAAAUUUUCGGCGCAAUGCAAGCGAUUGGCGUUUUUAUUGGCACGUUUUUCCUGUGCGCUAUUGCUGUCGAUCGAUACUUUCGUCUAGUCGGUGCACCGGGUAGACCAUUGCGUAAACAGGAUGCCCUACGGAUUACGGUAUCUCUUUGGUGGUGGUCGACUGGUUGCACGAUACCGUAUGCUUAUCAUAUGAGUCUACACUCGUACGAUCGAAUUUGUGGUCAAUUCUGUACGGAGAAAUGGUCAUCAGAGACGAUUCGGAUUUACUAUACGAUUUUUGUGCUCGUUAUUCAAUUCAUCGUCCCAUUCACUAUUAUGACAAUUUGCUAUCAUUCAAUAUUUGCCUUUCUUCGGCGUCGAGCAGCUAAUCGUUUAACAUCAAUCGGUCAACAAGCCAAUUUACUCUAUGUUCUUGCAGCGACAGCUGGUGGAGACUCGCAACAACAUAAAGAACAACUAUCCCAUUUGAUCGAUCAGAAGAAACGGGUGAUCGCGCAGAAGAGACGCGUCACCAUCAUUCUUGUUUCAAUGGUGGCCAUCUUCGGCGUGACCUCACUUCCCCAUAAUGUUGUCUCAAUGUUGCUCGAGCAUGAUCAAACGAUUCUCACCGUUGGUGACACCGAUUAUCAAUACAUUGCAUCAAUGGUCACACAUUUUUUGGCAAUGUUAUCCUGUGUGGCAAAUCCCCUUCUCUAUGCUUUUCUCAACCCGGAAUUCCGCGAGUUGAUCGUUUCGAGUCUACGAUGGACUCCCUACGUGGUUGUGAGUCGUUCGUGGCAACCCACACAGACAAGCAUACUC